Messenger RNA from Chenopodium quinoa (quinoa), 1413 nucleotides. RefSeq names its product pentatricopeptide repeat-containing protein At1g12300, mitochondrial-like. Gene Ontology annotation, molecular function: protein binding. Bases 1 to 1413 code for a protein of 470 amino acids. Lineage: Eukaryota; Viridiplantae; Streptophyta; Magnoliopsida; Caryophyllales; Amaranthaceae. The transcript has 5 exons. The record is from RefSeq and is a predicted model, not a curated record.
AUGGCAGUUCCGGUUUGUGGGAGUGACGGUGGUAGUGGCGGCUGGGCUAUCUGUGGCACAUUGAAUUACUGGGUAUUCGACCUGAUUUGCAUUCGUUUGGUAUUCUUGCUAAUUGCUACUGCCAUUGUUAAACUGAAGCACCUUCAACCACAUUCCAUCAUUAUCUCUCUCUUCGCCCACCUCCAUUUUUGGGGUAUUCGACCCGAUAGGCAUUCAUUGGGUAUUCUUGCCAAUUCUUACUGCCAUUUGGGUCGUAUCGAUUUCGGGUUUUCUCUCCUUGGUAAACAAAUUAAAGUCGGGUAUCCGCCCGAUUGUGUUACCCUUACCACCUUAAUCAAUGGCUAUAUCAAUAAUGAUAAGCUCCCACUAGCUGCUCAAUUGUUGGAUAAAAUUGUCGGGUUAGGUUUCGAACCGGACAUUGUUACCUAUGGUGCUAUGUUCAAAGGGCUUUGUAGGAUCGGCGACAAUGCCGGUGCUCUUGAUUUGCUUGAGAGAAUGCAGUCUGGAGGGCGUUGUAUGCCGAACCUUAAAGGGAUAGCACCAAAUGCUGUAACCUAUAACACUCUUAUUGAUGGCUUGUGUAAAACCAAUAGACUUACACUUGCACGCCAGUUGUUCACAGAUAUGCAAGCUCACGGAGUUACUCCUGAUGUUGUUACGUAUAAUUCAUUGCUUGAUGGCCUAUGUAAAAGUAAACAGCUUGAUGAGGCAGUGGCCUUACUUGAAGAUAUGGAGGAUAAAGGUAUUAGGCCUGAUAUUGUCACUUACAAUAUCCUAAUGGACAGCUUGUGUGAGGCUGGGCAACUUGAAGAUGCAGCAAAAUUCUUCUCCGAUCUUGUGUCAAAGGGUCUGCAGCCUAGGAUUAGGACAUACAAUAUAUUAGUUAAAGGCUUUUGCAAGAAGGGAUUAAUGAAAGAAGCUGAUGAAGUGUUGAGGAAAAUGGAGGAAGAUAGUUGUUUACCAAAUGCUAUCACCUAUAAUAUGGUCAUCAGAGGAUAUAUUCUCAGUAAUGACUUCACAAAAGCCUUAUACUAUCAUGAUCUUAUGCUAAGCAAGGGGUUUGAAGCUAAUGCAGACACUUUCACAUUAUUUAUUGACCUCUUAUCUUCUGAUAAAGUAGUCGUUCCUCCAUUGUCUUCAAUCACAAGAUGGCCUGAGGAGUUGGGUAGGGCCUUAGACAAACGGCAUUCGUGGGGUAUGCUUGCCAAUUCUUACUCCCAUUUGGGUCGCAUUGAUUUCGGGUUUUCUCUUCUGCGUAAAAGCCUUAAGCUUGGUUAUCCUCCUGAUCAUAUUUUCUUUGCGUCCUCUUCCUUCUAUCGUUGUUUGAACUGGGAUUGCAACAUGGAUAAAAAGGAGGGAAUGCAAGCAACUGGGAUAAGCAACAGUCCAUAUUAUGGCUCAAUGUGUGCUUGA